GUUGGAAACGUGGUUUUAAUUUGACUGUUUGAUCGUUGCUUUGAAUUUUCACUACGAUGUUUAGUCUUGCGUUUAUUUAACGAACAAUGACCUUCUUUGUGGCCAAUGCGAUGACAUUUGCGGCAUUUAUGAUUCUUAAACGGACAGAAUUUUGCGAAAUGCCAUGCUCCGCAGGACCAGCAUGGUGAUGGGGGGUUGGCAGGUUGUUUCCUGCUUGUACAGUUUUGUUUCGAUGAUUUUAUGGAUCGGAGCGCAUUAAUUGAAUCAGAACCGGAAGGUUUAACCUUCUGUUGCACCAUCGCAGUGUCAUGCUUGAGAUUAAGUAACCGCUGACAUUCGGUUGUAACCAUUUGUAAUGUCAUAUUUGGUUCUUGUUCAAUGCGUGCCAACAUUCUGGUACGGACAUCUGCAUCUUCUUCAUUCUUUAGACCACAUAUGAAAAUCAAGCAUUUAAAUUGGUCCGCUGUGAUUUCGUUUAUUUUGAAGCGUUCGCACUGUCGAUUUACCUUCCCGGCAUACGUGAGGUAAUCGUCCUCUGGAGGUUUCGUUAUUUGGAAGCAUUUAUAGCGAGUAUUAAAUAAUGAGGACUGUUCAUCGAAAAUAUCAGAUAGAAUCUGAACUGUGUCUUUGAAUGAUACCUCUCUUGGAUUUUGCGAGUUCUCUGUCAAAAGUAACACAAAUAACACUCUCCAUAAAUUCGUAAUGCAAGGAACUGUUUUCAAUUGAUCUGUGGAAUAAUACUGGUUUAUUUUAUGGAGUUAACAAUUAUGUUAUCGCAUAAUUCGAAUCACGAAAAAACACCUGUAUGUGAAAAUUUUCCUAGCAAUACAACCGAUGGCUUCAUCAAACCUUCUUUACCUCCGUUGAUUUCAAACAUUUUAGACCUGUUAACCGAUGAAGAACUAAAACGUCGUUUAGAAUCUGUCUUGUUAGACAGAGAAUCGGAACUAUUAGAAUCUCAGUCAGCCUGUAAGGAUGCACAGAAUGAGGCCGUAGAGUCACGGAAACAGUUAGUCAAACUUGAACUUGAAUUGGCAAAUAUCAAAAGCGCUGCAGAAAUGUUAAUGACUGAACAUGAGGAUGCCUUAUUAACCUUGAAAAGACAGUAUGAUGAAGAGUUGUCCUCGCUGCUGAUAGCUUCUGAGCAGGGUUAUUUACAUCAGUUUAUAGAUGGUCAGUGUUCAAACGAUACAUCACAUUCAUCACCAACUGAAAAUGAGAAUUGUCCAACCUCCAAAUCAUCACUUCUUAUCACUGAAAAAAAGUCAGCUCAAAGUUUAGCUAAUCAAGCAUUGGAUAAAGUAGAGAAAUUAGUUCGACGUGUUGGUCAUAAAGCACUAACAAAUAAUUUUAUUUUAAACAAAUCCACUGUUUCAUCUUUUUGGGCAAAUCAUGACAUUGGUUCAAACAAAGAGGAGGAUAAUGAUGAUGACUAUAUACGAGCAAUAAUUGAACCUUACGAAACAGAAAUUACACGUCUACAACAAAUUUUGAUCAAUGCUUCGAUUCCAUUCACUAAGACAACAUUACAUCCUAAUUCAGCAACAAGUUAUAAGUUAUCAGAGGAGAAAAUUGUCAAUAAAAUUUCUCAUAAUUCAAAUAUGAAGAUAGAAAUUUCUGGAAACAAUAUUGACAAUAACAACAAUAAUAAUGAUAAUAAUAAUGAUCCUGCUAGUAAUCCGAGUAAUUCAAUUCAGAGAUCAUGUGACCAAAUGACAGAAAAGCAUUCUAUGCACAAAUCACCUGAUAAUUGUAAUGAUCAUAUCAAUUCGUAUGAUGACAGAAAUACUCAAUCGACUGUUGUCACACAACCAAUGUGUGAUCAUUCUACAUCUUUUGAAGGGCAAAUCUACCUAACCGAUACAAUGAAAAAUUUACAAAAACAGCUUUCCAUCGUUAGAAAUGAAUUAGAUUUGAAAAGCCACGCUUUGAAAGUUGCUACAGAUCGUCAAUUAGAAUUGGAAAAUGCCCUUAAAACUCAAGUUGCUGAACAAACAUCUAAAAUAGAAAAAAUUAGUACAAUUUCUAAUCAAUUGGGUCAACGAUUAGAUGGUUUGCAGUUAAACUACCAAUCUUAUCGUGAAACAACUGAAAAAGAAAUAUCCACUUUAUUAGUUGAGCGUAAAAUUGCUAGUACAAAUCUAGAAAUUCUUCGUUCACAUUAUGAUGCUCUGGUUGGUAGACGUUCACAAGCUGCUAUUGAAUUAAGUAGACAACCAAUUCAAUUACCAAAUGAGAAAGAUGAAUUAGAACAUUUGACGUUAAAAUUAUAUGAAGAAAAUUUAUCAUUUCGUGAAGCACGUGAUCAUUUAGAAGAAUGUUUAAAGAAGGAAACUGAAACUCACAGAGAACAGCUAGCAAAUGAACAACAAGAGCGUAUUAAUUUUGAAUCGUCAAUUCUACAAGAAUUGGAAGAUGCACGUAGACGUCUAGCUGAUCUUGCCAAUAUUACAACUGAACGUGAUAAUGAAACUGUUCUAAGACAGAAAUGUGAAGAUGAAUUAAAAAUGUCCAAAUUUAAGUUGAAUGAAAUACAGGCUAAAUAUGAACUGACCGAAACUAAUUUAACUGAAGCUCAGAAAAGAAUUAUUGAUCUACAAGAUCAAGUUAUUCGAUUGCAAAAUGAUUUAGACAAUGUGGAAUCGGUUCAAGCUGAUUUUGUUCGUUUGUCACAAAAUUUACAAGUUCAACUGGAAAGAUUAAGACAACAAGAUCAAGAAGUAAGAUGGAUUAGUCCAGAUGACGUGACCAACUGUUUUUCGUGUAAUUCAGCAUUUCCAGUUGGACUUUCUAAUAGUAACAAUUCGAAAAAAAUCAAUUGUCGUCAUUGUGGUAAAGUUCAUUGUUCCAAUUGUACAAAGAAUACUAUGCCAGCUGGACCAUUUGGUCAUCCGGCUGUUGUAUGUGAUGUAUGCCAUACAUUGUUGAAUAAAAAUAUUGCUCCGUAUUUCAGCACAACAUCAUUAAAUAAUAAUAAUAAUAAUAAUAAUAAUAAUAAUAAUAAUAAUAAUAAUAAUAAUAAUAAUAAUAAUAAUAAUGGUAAUAAUAAUCAAAGGGAUCACUUUCCAUCUUCUAAACGUUUCAGUCUAUCAUCGCCUACACAAUCCUCAACUAAUCUAUCAACUAAACCUUCUUAAUAACACUUAUUCAUUAUUUAUCCUUUCAUAAUAUCAAAUUACUACUGUUUUGUUUCUGCUCUUUCGUUCAAAUUUCUCUUCUAAUCUAACUGAUCUAUAAUAAAUUGUUUGAGCUGUCAUAAAUUAAUUGCAUAAUCUUUACCCUUUUUUUACUUCACUUCCUUCACAGUGUAUACACAAAUUAAUUAUUAUAUAUUAUUUUGCCUUUUUAUGUAUUUAUUACUGUUUUAAUGUUUACUUUAUACUUCUUUGAAUUAUUUCUUCAUGUUGACUUGUAUGUGUGUAUGUGAAUCCCAUACACUAAUGAGUUUGUGUUCAUGUGAUGACAGAAAUCGUCACAUAACCGUAUUUGUGCGUUUUUUUUGUAUGAACUCAAUCAAGUUUGUAUAUUUAUGUUACUUUUGUUUUAUUCAUUUAAAUAUUCACUGUACCAUCUUAUUAUUAUUAUUACUUUCAUUAUUAUUAUUAUUAUACAUACAUGUCUUUCAAACUUAAUGUUUGUGUCCGUUUAUUUGGUUUUCCUCAUCAGCAAGAUGUGCUACUUUGUUUUCAUUUCAGUAGUAUAAAAUAUGUAUUCGUUUUGUUUUGAAAAAGCACACAUUAGUUUGCCUAUACGAGUAUUAGCAUGAAAUUUAUUAAUUAUUCUAUUCAUAUUAAACAUAAUAAGAAACUAUUCCAUUCUUACUUAUUUAUCUAUUUUUUCGAUAUGUUGAUUAUGUUAAACAUGAUCACGUAUCAAUCAUUUUUGACGAUUUAUAUGAUAGUGUGAACAAAACAACAAUGAUAAACAGUUCUUUAGAUUUGUAUGAAUUUAAUUCAUUUCUUACUUUUUGAAUCGCUAGCUGAGGAAAAAACAGACUUAACAAGGAGAUUUAAAUAGGCAAUAGUGAAACGUGUCCGUCGAGUGUAUAGGUGUAGUUAAUAAAAUGUAAGUUGACAAGUCAACUAUUUCUGUUUUCUUCCUCACACGCUUCCUGAUGCUAACAA
Messenger RNA from Schistosoma guineensis, 4124 nucleotides. The record is from the annotation of a GenBank genome assembly. NCBI's taxonomy places the organism in Eukaryota, Metazoa, Platyhelminthes, Trematoda, Strigeidida, Schistosomatidae.